This is a messenger RNA of Miscanthus lutarioriparius, 174 nucleotides long. The record is from the annotation of a GenBank genome assembly. NCBI's taxonomy places the organism in Eukaryota, Viridiplantae, Streptophyta, Magnoliopsida, Poales, Poaceae.
AUGGGGAUGGCGAAGGUGGUGCUGCUGCUCGUCUUCUUGAUCCAAAUCAUCAACGUCCUCACCGUCUCUGCGAGGCCGUUCAAGGGAGAAGGGGCCUGGAUCGAGAUGGUGGUGGACAUGUUCGGCGACAAGAAGCAGUCGCGAUCCAACCCUCCCUCGCACUGCUGCAAUUAG